This is a messenger RNA of Enterobius vermicularis (human pinworm), 5343 nucleotides long. The record is from the annotation of a GenBank genome assembly. Lineage: Eukaryota; Metazoa; Nematoda; Chromadorea; Rhabditida; Oxyuridae.
UCGUAUGGAAUGUAUUGGGGAAAAAUUAGCAUUUUAGUGCAAGUAUUUUUCACUCUCUUCUUCCUUGCCAGUCCUUAUAGACUGAAUGUGCCCCGCGUACUGUUACCAUACCAUCCAAACAUCCAAGUUAGCUUUGAACUGAUCGUGACAGAUCCUGAAGGCGGAUGUUUUAGAUGGAAGUCUACUCGAAGUGAUGUUGUAGCGGUUAAAAUAAGUGGUGGCGACAGCGGCUGUUCGGAUAGAGCUGUAAUCUAUGCGACAUCAAAGCAUGAAAGUGAACAAACUGCUAUGGUUUUUGCAGAAGAAAAAGACUCAGGUGUGGUUCUCAGCUGUGGGGUUGCUGUAGAUAUUAUUAGGAACAUUGUGAUAUCUACUACUACAAAGGUACUUUUUCUGGAUGCAGGGCCGUCACAUAUGGUCAUUCAUGCAUUGAACUCUGAAGGAGACAUGUUUUCCAAUUUGGGUGGUAUCCCUUUUGAGUGGGAACUUCAGUCUACUUCGUCGAAAAGACCUCUACGUGUCGUUCCGUUUGCGCAGUCGAAAUACGAGGCACCAGAUGGAGUCCGGCAUUUAGAAGAGAAAAAGAAAAGAGGUUAUGUCGUUCUGGUAGAAGGUGUACAGACAGGCACUGCCACUCUAGUUGCUAAGCUCAGUGAAUCAUUUUUUGAGGUGACCGUCCCAUCGCAAGAAAUUGUUCUUUUGGUUGUUGCAAAUCUUUUGUUAGUACCAUCAUGCGACCUUUAUCUUCCUAUUGGGUCUGUUGUACGUUAUUCUGCUCAGAUUGUCAAGCAGGGAAGCACAGAACAAUUCCUUUCAGCUGUCUCUUUGCCCUCAAAACAAUAUCAGUUGGAAGUAGCAGAUAGCAGUAUUUGUUCAUUGAAUGAAGGUUCAGCUAGCAUUACUGCCAUUUCUCUGGGUGCUACAGAAGUAUCAUUGGUUGACAAGAGUAAGUUUUUUAAGAAAUUGAGGAAGAAAAAAUGUUUUUUGGCUACUUGGGCAAACGUUGCUUUAAAACCACCAUCAGUUCAUAUUUAUGUUGUUGAACCCUUAACAAUUCUGUUUGCGAUUAGCGGUGAAGUAUGGUUCCUAGAAGUCGGUAGACGUUAUACGAUAACCGUUCAAGCCUAUGAUCUGAAAGAUAAUUCUCUGUUUAUUGCUGACAAUGCAGUUUUCAAUACCAAAAUCCCGAAAGAAUUUUUUGAAGUGAUUACGUCUUCGGAGAACGAUACAUACUUUGAAGUUGAAGCAGUCAAGUUUGGUGUGGCGAGACUGCGAUCGGAAUUUGUCUCCGUUAAAAAUCCGGACGGUAGUGAGAACAAGCUUGGAUCUGUUAUGCCUGUUGAACAACUAGCUACCAUUUCUGAACCAGUUAUGAUUGUUCCUGCAGUAGUUAUUUUCCCCUAUAUUAGUAAUGAAGUCCGCCAUUCACUGCAAUUAAAAGCAGUUGGUGGUACCGGCUUUUUUUCUUGGAGUACCGAAGAUAAUGAUAUCGCACGUGUGAACGCAACAGGUUUUGUAACUUCAUAUUUUUCCGGAGAAACUGUGGUACGGGUGAGAGAUAUGAGGAAUCCGCAACAUUUUGCAACAGCAGUUGUUAAAGUGUUGCCGCCAGCUAAAAUUUCUUUUGCCGAAUCCGCUCUUGAGGCAGUUGUAAGCACUUUUCUGUUAUGUGGCAAAUUGUUGCCAGUCGCUUCUUGUGAACAAGCAUCUUUCUUAACCUCUGUAUCUGAAAGCUCAGUAUUUGAGUUAAUUGAAGGCAGGCAGCAGGUUUUGGGACCCACGAUUAACGCGUGUGCAACAUUAUCAUUACGAGCCUUGAAUUCAGGAGACACUACUGUGAAUGUUACGUUUGGAAAGCAUUCUGCUGUAGCUUAUAUUUCUGCUUUCAACAAACUGAAGCUGAAAUUGGCUGAAGAAGUGCUAUUGACUCCUGGAAGUGAACUGGUAGUGACUUAUAGCGGAGGCCCGCGCCCAUGGAUUCUUGAUCCGUCAAACGCUUUUCUUGCAGUUGAAUAUAGUAAUUCAGUCAAUCUGGUGCGCCACAAAUAUGUUGACAAGCAGUUACAUCUGCUUUGUAAUGAAGGAGUUGGAGACAUACUUGUUCGACUACGUGUUGGAAAUCACAGAACGCAAACAAAUUCUUUGCCAGCGACAUCAGUGGCUGAGUUACGUGUUUGUUGCGCAGUACCAUCUCGAAUAGAAAUCGGAGUUGAAAGAUCAUCUGCGAGAAAGGAAGAGAAAUGUCCAAAGACCUCCCCGGUAAUUUAUACAAAGAACAGUUCUGUUUUGUUCUUGAAAGGAUACGGCGUGUGUGCUUCAGGUCCAUCAAUGGGCCAAGAACGUCAGUUUGAUUCCAUAUCUAGUUUACUGCCUUUAUGGAGUGUGGACGACGAGAGCUUACUAAACAUUGACGGUUUCGUCGGCGAUGGAUUACCUGAAAAAUUAUUUGCUAUUGUUCGGCCGCGCGGUUUAUCUGGUUCAUGCACAAUAAAGGCAAAAAUCGACAGUUUCUUAUCUAAUGGAAAAAAGCAUUCUUUGUCCAGCCAGUUAUCUGGUACUUUGGAGUUUUUGCUGAGAGGACGAGCUAAGGUAGAGCCAAACGAAGUCGUUUUAUGGAACGAAAAGUCAAAUACAAGGAAAUACGAAAUUACUGCAGGAUCUGGACACUUUGAUUUAGUAGUUGGCUAUGAUGUUACAGUAAUUUCGGUCGCUGUGAAUAGGAAAGACAUUGAAAUGGAGGUUAGUAGCGAGGUCUCAUUAGAAAUAAAUGUUGAAGGCACUGAACGAGUUGUAUUUACGCCGGAUGACGUUGCAACGAUGGAUGUUAAAAUUGGUUACCUUUCAGACGUUCUUUCGCUCCUAAGAAUUGAUCCUCUGAAUUACCGAUUAAUUGGCAGAGGUGUUGGGACGUCAACAUUAAAAGCUUCUGCUCGCUCAGCAAGAGGUGAUGUAAUUUAUAGUCCGCCACACGAUAUCCACAUAUUUGCUCCACUUACGAUUUUGCCUAAGUUGGUCACGCUAAUUCCGUCUUCUGUCUUCCAGUUUGAAUUAGUGGGUGGGCCGCAACCUAAUCCUCCGGUAAAAUUUUCGCUUAACGAUUCUUCUGUAGCAUUAGUAAAUUCAGACGGCCUUAUCACAAGUAAGAAUCUUGGUUGGACUUCUGUUACCGGGUCGUUGAAUAUUGACAGCAAUUUCUCCAAGGAUUACGCUGUAGUAAAGGUAGUGUCGCUUGUUGGUGUCAGAAUUCUGGUUUCAAGUUUGACCCUUGAUCAAGGCGGCAAAGCUUGGGCGCGUGUUGAAGGUUUAGGAAAUGACGAAAAUCCGUUUUCAUUUUGUGGUGCACUAUAUCCUUUGACGAUCACGUGGUCGCUCGGGGGCCAUGGAAUUAUUGAAUUGACUUCUCCUUUAGGGGGCUCUGUUUCCGAGUUGACCUCAAAUUAUUUCCAAGUCUCAAUUAAAGCACUGACAGCCGGGCAGACCGAACUUAAAGUUGUUGUUGUUACACACCCUGACGCUCCAACAUUUACAUCGCGUAGCAAAACUUUUGAAGAUCGAGUAAUAAUUACAGUCAAUGAUCCGUUGAAAUUUGUUCAACCGGAAUUGAGACCAACUUCUAUCGUUAUAUCUCCAGAGUCAAAACUAGAGUUGGAAGUGAAUAGGCUGGUUUUGCCAAACGGAUCAGUUGCUUUUGCAGUUCCACAGCAGUUUAAAGGAGUAUUAAGUGUGUCUAAUAGUGACCGUCCAAUCCUUUAUGGUAGAGAUGUUGGAGAGGCAGUUUUAGAAGUACGAGAAUCCAGCACUUUGACUAACCGCACGAUUUUCGUGGGAGUUUCGGUCGUUAUAUCUCACUCGGUUUUUUUGAAGCUAAAUAAUCUUAUCCCAGUAUCGGGUGACGGGCAGGCUUUGUCCUCACUACCUUUAGGAUUCCAUAUUAGAGUGUCGGCUGGUUCAAGGGAUCAGUUUGGACGAUUGUUGCAGGCUAACGGACUGAAGUUACAAUUCCGUCCUCACAGGUUUGAUUUGACUGAGAUUACUAAGACGGGGCAACAAACUAUUGAAGUAAUUUUGAAACGGAUUGGUGAAACGACAGUGAUGGUUUGGGAUGAAAGGAAUCCAACGUUGAACGCUUUCUUACGUAUUCCAGUUGCUUCAGUUAUAACGCCAUCCUUUAAGCCUGUUUUGACUUUUGACGUGAUAUGUUUCAAAUCAGUUUUGCUGAACCCUUCGUGGACAGAACUUUCUUCAAGGAAGCGUUUCACUUUUAUUGAUCGUUUAGCCGGUAUUGUAGUUGCUCGUGAAACUGGAACUGCUGUAAUGGGAGCUACGUUUCCGAAUAACCAAACAACAUAUGCUGAGAUAUCUGUGAUUGAGCCGGAAGAAAUUGUUUUUGGUGACGUACCUCCUUUUGUGACAAAUGCCGGACGUCAGCAGUUCCUCUUUCCUGUUUUUCUUAAGCGGGGUACUACCUUUUCCAAUGUGCAUGAUUGUGAUGCGCAAAACAUUGAGAAGUUAAGUGAGCUGAAGGCACCUUUUGACUGCGUUGUAUACUUUGAAAAGGAUUCAUCGGUGUCGGCGCAAAAACUGUUUUUUACUCGUUCUAUAUUUAGUUCUGUUUCGAACUCUUACGCUUGUUUGGUAGAGAAGAUGUCCGUGGAAUCAAACAGCAAUUUUAUGAAAGACGUUGAGGGAACUUUGGUCAUAAAAGCUGUUUUAAGCGUCUUUGGGAAGGAUUACAAAGCGGAGAGUGAAACAAGAUUCUAUCCAAGUUUUGAAGUUGAAGAGAAAGAGUUACGCUUCGAUAACUUGCGUUCUGAAGGCACAGUAAUUAUUCGAGCAGCUAAUUCUAUAAAGCCAUCUAUUUCUGUGGAGGCCUGCACUGAAGAUGUGUUGCUCAUUAAAAAAAGAAAAUCAGCUGUUACGCAGAAUUUGAUUUAUGACGUGAAGCUAAAUAUCAAUUCCGCGUUAUUAUGGGAGGAAUAUUUAAAAACAUGCAAUUUAACUAUUAAAAGUGCGCUAACGGGACAGACGGAAGAGGUUCCUAUAAGAAUCCUUUUAGGCUCCGACGCAUCUAAGGAAAUCAAAUUUGCUUGGUACAAAGGAUAUUCAAUUAUUCCUGCAUUAUUUGCUCCUGGUUACAAACUACAACCUGGAGUGACUGGGUAUGGUAGUCCUUCGCGGUUUUCGAGGCAGUCGCUUUAUACGAAUCAAGACCCGUAUAAUUUAGCGUCUGCUCGAAGGGACUUCUCUCGACAUUCUUCGUUCAAUCGUUCUGCUGGUAGCGCGGGUGACGCAAUUUUAUGGGGUAGGGAUACAAGUAACUCACCUCUGAAGUCUCGGGGUUAA